AUGGCUCGCUGGGUGCCCCUCGCGGCACUGCUGCUACUCGUCUCAGUCGACGCCGCGCGCAAACCGGCCCCGCCGCGCACUGAGCCGCAGAUCGAGGAGGUCACCUCCAAGCAGCUGGAACGGGUGCUGGAGGACAAGGACUACGUGGCCGUGUUCUGGUAUGCGAGAAGCUGUGUCACAUGUGACAGAGUUCUAGAAGAAUUAGAGAAGAUAGAUGACGAUACGGACACAUUUGGCGUCGACUUUGUUAAAAUAAACGACAAGAGGCUCGCGAAACAGUAUGGCAUUACGAAAUUCCCCGCCCUCACGUAUUUCCGUGAGAAGGAACCGAUUAUAUACGAAGGAGAUCUCAUGGACGAGGAGAGCGUCUUGGAUUUCCUGACGAGUUUAGAGGCAAUGGACCUUCCAGACCGGAUAGAAGAGGUUAAUCAGAAAAUUUUAGACAAAAUUGUUGAAGACACAGAAUACGUAGCCGUUCUCUUCUGUCCUGAUCACAAAAAUUGCGGUCCGAUGAACAAUAAGCCUGAAUGCAAGAAAUGUGCUAAAGCUCUUCAAGAGCUGGAGAACAUUGACGAUGAGGCCGAUCAACUCGGUAUUGGUUUCGUUAAGAUCCAUGAUGAAGAAUUAGCCGAAGAGUACAGUCUUGGAGACUUGCCAAGAUUGGUCUACUACAGGCAUCAAAUACCUAUUAUAUAUGAAGGUGAAUUGAGUAAGGAGGAAGAUGUUUUGGAAUGGCUCAUUGCGAACAAGUCGACUGGGGACGAAGAGGAUGUCAUCGAGGAUGUCACUGCUAAAACAUUGAAUACACUAAUAGGAAAUGUUGACAAUUUGGUUGUUCUAUUUUACGAUCACGGCGACGAAGAUUCAAUGACCGUGCUGGGAGAGUUGGAAAAAAUUGAUGACGAUUGUGACAGACAUGGAAUCCAAUUCGUUAAAAUCGAUGAUCCAAAAGCCGCGGUUGAAUUCGGGAUUGAUGAUCUUCCCUCUUUAGUAUACUUCGAAAAGCAGAUCCCCAAUGUCUACGAUGGUGAACUAGAAAAUGAAGAAGAAAUUUUGGAGUGGUUAGUAGAUCAGCUAGAAAAGGACGAAAUUGAAGAUGUUACAGAUGAAAUGCUUGAUCGCCUUAUUAAAGAUGGAAAGACUGUAGCUGUGCUGUUUUAUGAUAACAAUGACCGAAAAUCUCAAAAAGUCUUAAAUGAGUUGGAAAAUAUUGAUGACGAAUGUGAUCAGCUAGGCAUUGCUUUUGUUAAGAUUGACAAUGACGAAGAAGCUAAAGAAUAUGGCAUUGAAAAAGUACCAACGUUACUUUACUUUGAAAAGGGAAUACCAACAUAUUAUGAAGGCAAUUUAGAAGAAGAAGAAAAAGUCCUUGCUUGGCUUAAACAUCAAACAGAAAGUGACGAAAUCGAAGAUAUUACAGACGAAAUGCUUGACCUCAUCAUCGAGAAAAUGCCUUACGUCGCAGUUCUAUUCUAUGACAAGGACCAUAAAAAGAGUCAGAAAAUCUUGGCUGAGUUAGAAAAUAUUGAUGAUGAAUGCGAUCAGAAUGAUAUUGCCUUCGUCAAAAUCGAUGACGAUAAAGAAGCUAAAGAGUACGGUAUUGAGACUAUACCAACGAUGGUAUUCUUUGAAAAAGGAAUUCCUCACAUCUACGAGGGAGACCUCAUGAAGGAAGAAGAGCUCUUAGGAUGGUUGGUCCAUCAGAAGAGACACAGUGAAAUACCCGAGGUUACGGAUGAAAUGAUGGACAAACUCAUUGAUACCGCAAAAUACUUAGCUGUGAUCUUCUAUGAUAAAGAAGACAAACAGGAUAUCAGAAUUCUCAAUGAAUUAGAAAACAUUGAUGAUGAAUUAGAGAAAGAAGGAAUCGUCAUUGUGCGUAUCGAUAAUGAAGCUGAAGCAAAAGAGUACGGAAUCGAUCAUCUGCCCACUUUGGUAUACUUUGAGGAAAAUAUUCCAGCUAUUUACGAAGGAGAUCUUAUGAACGAAGAUGAAGUUCUGGAAUGGCUCAUUGAACAAAAAAACAGCGCUACUAUUGAAGAAGUUACCGACGAAAUAUUAGCUGACCUCAUUGAAGAACAUGAAUACGUAGUCGUUUACUUUAGUGGCAACUGUGAAGAUGGAGAUGAAUGUGAUAAUAUAUUAGAAGAACUGGAGAACAUUGAUGAUGAGCUGGAUGAAACCGGUAUAAUAUUUGUCACGACAGAGGACGUCACUCUAGCCAAGAAAUAUGGAAUCAAGACCUUCCCCACACUUGUGUUCUUUAGAAAUAAAGAGCCACUUAUAUUCAAAGGUGACAUUGAAGACGAAGAUGAAGUCCUCGCGUGGUUAACUGACGAAAAUACUCUUGAAAUUCCGGGAAAAAUUGAAGAAGUCAAUGCUAAAAUGCUUGAGAAGAUCUUAGAGGAGAAUGAACAUAUUGUAGUCUUCUUCUAUAAGGAAAAUGAUAAAAAGUCUCAGAAAAUAUUGAGCGAACUGGAAAAUAUCGACGACGAAUGUGAAGAACAGGACAUAGACUUCGUUAAAACUUCCGACGAGGGAAUUGAUAAGGAAUAUGACCUUCCUGACUUACCGGCAUUAGCUUUCUACAGACACAAAUUCAGAACUAUCUACGACGGAGACCUAAUGCAUGAAGAAGCCAUUCUUAAAUGGGUAUUGGAACUUCAUACUUCCCAUCCUGAUGUAAUUGAAAAUGUGGACAGAAAAACUUUGAAAGAUCUGAUUGACGAUGUUGAACAUUUAGCGGUAUUUUUCUAUAAUGACAACUGUGACACGUGCGAGGAAAUAUUGGAAGAAUUGGAAACGAUUGACGACGACACCGAUAAACAUGGAAUUCAAUUUGUUAAAUCUAAAGAUUCAAAAUUAGCAUCUGACAUUGGAAUUUUCAGUUUUCCCGCUCUAGUUUACUACGAAACUGGAGUACCAAUAAUGUAUGACGGUGACUUAAAGAACGAAAAUAAGGUUCUCCAGUGGCUUGUAGAUCAAAAAAGUGAAGAUAGCCACCAACAAAAUAAACCUAAUCCUAAAUCCAAGGCCAAUGCAGAUGGUGAACGGAAGUCGAAAUUCAUGGCAAGAAACUCAGAUAUAGCAAAGGAAGCCUUAGCGAAGAAAUUAGGAAGUUCAAGGCUUAAUCGAGAAUUAGAAGUUAACAAAAAAAGCCACGAAGGCAAGUUGACCCAUAACGAAGAUGACGACGAUGACGAUAAUGAUAGUGAUGACGAUGAUGGUCAUUAUAGUAUCUUAGGUUCAAUUAAAAAAAAACUAUCUUUAUUUAAAAAUCCAGUAAAAGAAAAAGUAACAGUCCGAUUUCCUAAAACAGUAAAUAAAUUCAACAGACCUAAAACUAUAAAUAAUGUUGGAGAUGACAAUGAUGAUGAUGACGAUGACGAUGACAAUAACAAUGACGAUGACGAUGACGACAAUGAUAAUGAUGAUGAUGAUGACGAUGAUGACGAUGAUGACGACGAUGACGACGAUGACGAUGAUGACGACGAUGACGAUGACGACGAUGAUGAUGAUGACGAUGAAGACGAUGACAGCGAAUAUGAUGACAAAAGUAACAAAUUAAAAAAGUAUUCUAACAAUAUACGUCAAAGAGUAGGUAAGGCACGCAAAAAUGAUAAAAAUAGUGACAGCAAGGAUGACGAUGAUGAUGAUGACGAUGAUGACGAUGAUGAUGACGAAGACGAUGAUGACGAUGAUGAUGAUGAUGAUGACGAUGAUGAUGAUGCAGGAAAUGAGGAUGAUGAUGAUGAUGAUGAUGAUGAUGAUGAUGAUGACGAUGAUGAUGAUGAUGGUGAUAGUGGUGAUGAGGGGGGAGGCAUUUUCAAUAGGAUUAAGAAAAUGAUAACAGGCGAUCGCUGUUUCUACAUUGGAUUGGGGACGAAACCGGCUAUUCCAAAAAUCACGUACGAACCCUACCAGUGCUGUCCCACUAAAGUUCAGAGCCCAACUAAAGUAGCGAAGGCGACCCCGACCAAGGUUCCAGCUAAGAAACUCGAAAAGGAAAGAAACCCCGGCCCUGAGAAACCAAUUAAGGGCAAAAACAAGGCACUUGCUAAGCCGGAAAAAGCAGGCAAAGGAAAAAAAGGAAACUUAUUGGAUGAAACUGAAGUUUUGGAUUGGAUGGUUAAACAAAAAGAAGAUGAAAGUAUUGAAGAAAUUGAUAGAAAUAGAUUAUCAAAGUAUAUAGAGACAAAAGAAUUUUUAGCAGUUGUUUUUUACAAGGAAGAGGAUCCUCUAAGUCCAAGAAUUUUAAGACACGUAGAAUUAAUUGACGACGAAGCCGCAGAAUAUGGUAUUAAGAUCGUGAAAUGUAGUGAUCGUCUUAUGGCAAAGAAAUAUGGUUUUCGAAACCCCCCGGGAAUAACAUACUUUAGGAAAACUAAAUACAUCAAUUACGACGGGGACAUGGAUGAUGAAGAAGAGAUAUUGGACUGGUUAACAAAUCCCGAAAAUAUGGAACUCACGGAUCAUAUAGAAAAAGUUAAUAAAAAAAUGUUCCAAAAGAUUAGACAAACGUCGGAUUACGUUGCCGUUUUCUUUUACAGUAAUGACUGCAAACAAUGUCCAAAAGUACUGUUAGAAAUUGAGCACAUUGAUGAUGAUGCUGAUGCGGCCGGCAUAAACUUUGUCAAAAUAAACGACUGGCAGAUGGCGAAGGAGUUUGGAGUUUUUGCAUUGCCAGCCGUCUUGUUUUUCAAGUUGGGUUCUAAAGAUCCAGUCAUAUAUGCUGGUGAUCUCUAUGAUGGCCAGCAAUUACUUAGUUGGCUGCUGACUCAGAAAAACCCAGCAGGAGACAUAAUAGAAGCAUUGGAAGGACAAGAGUUACUGGAUCUCAUCAGCGACUCUGGUUCUUUAGCAGUGUACUUCUGGAAUAGAACAUUAUGUGAACUAUGCAGUCUUAAAUCCUCGCAACCAAAAAAGCCAAAAAAGAGUUUUAGAGAAAACGAGGACGAAGAGUUACAGGAAAUAGCCUUUGAUUCCCUCGAUUGUGAGCAAUGUUCUGGAAUAUUGGAAGAAUUAGAAAAUAUUGACGAUGACUGUGAUAGGCACGGAAUCAAAUUUGUCAAAACACAAGAUUACUCGAUUUCCGAAUCAUAUGGAGUGACCGAUUUUCCUGUCCUUGUAUACUUCGAGAAUAAUGUACCAAAUGUUUAUGAGGGUUCUUUAGCUGAAGAAGAAGAAGUGCUUCAAUGGCUUAUCACACAGAAGACAGAAGAUCGUAUUGAGUUAAUUACUAGAGUAAUGCUUGAGAAAAUGGUUGAAGAAACUCAGUAUUUAGCAGUAUACUUCUAUAAACUCAACUGCCACAUUUGUGACCAUAUUCUAGAGGAAUUAGAAAAGAUUGACGAUGAAUGUGACGUAUAUGGCAUACAUAUGGUUAAAAUUCAGGACCCUCAACUUGCGAAGAGAUAUUCAAUUAAAACUUUUCCAGCUAUGGUGUAUUUCAGAAACGGAAAUCCGCUCCUAUUCGAAGGUGACCUACAAAAUGAAGAAUCUAUUCUUGAAUGGCUUAUAGACGAUGAUAAUCGUGAACUUGCGGACGAAAUUGAAUCCGUCAAUGACCGAAUGCUCGAACGUUUGUUAUACGAGUCCCAUUUACUAGCUGUAUUUUUCUACGAUGAAGAAGAUUGUCCAGAAUGUCAGGACAUUUUGGAAGCUUUGGAACAAAUCGAUGGAGAGGUUGACCAGUACGGUAUCGACUUUGUAAAGAUUGCCAGCCCUGAAGCAGCAGCUGCCCACAAUAUAAUAAAUAUACCUUCCUUGGUAUAUUUCCGGAAAAGAGUACCAAUGUUAUAUGAUGGGGACUUACAUCAAGUGGAUAGAGUAUUACAGUGGUUAACAUCUCAAGAUGUUUUCGAAAUAAAGAAUGAAAUCGAAGAAGUAAACAGGAAAAUGCUCGAUAAAUUAUUGGAAGAAAACGAAUUCCUCGCCGUUUAUUUCUAUGAAAACUCUGUCGAAAGCCGUAUAGUUUUGGAUAAACUAGAGAACAUUGAUAGCGAGACGGACAAUUUAGAUAUUACUUUUGUUAAAAUGCAUGAUCCCCGGUAUGCAAGAAAGUGGGGUGUCACUAAAUUGCCUGCCAUCGUGUACUUUAGGAAACGAUUUCCAAGUAUUUACAGAGGUGAAAUUAUGGCUGAAGAGGAAGUUCUUGAAUGGUUGAGGAAGAAUAGAUUUAGGCAGCCGGAGCUUAACAUAUUUAUGUAUGCUUUGAUAGCCUUAUCAAUAGCGUUUGUUAUGUAUACCGCAUUUUUGCUGCAGUGUUUCAAACCUUCGCCUCAAACACAGACGCAGCAUCCAAAACAAGCGUGA
This is a messenger RNA of Danaus chrysippus (African queen), 6315 nucleotides long. Lineage: Eukaryota; Metazoa; Arthropoda; Insecta; Lepidoptera; Nymphalidae. The record is from the annotation of a GenBank genome assembly.